UGGGCCGGGCUGUGUGCAGGGCGGUCGCGGACCCGUAGCUGCUGCUGCUGCUGCUAAGCGCUUGGGCUCGGUCGAGACCGCCGUGCUUGCUCCUUGCUCCAGCCGUCACCGCCGCCGCCGAGGGAGCGGCCGCCUAUUGUCCUUCUCCGCGGCCAAGGUGCGGAGCUGCUCCGGCUCGGCCCGCGGGGGAGCCCGGGGAGCCGCACGUGUCCUAGGUCAUGAAACUUAGUCCACAACAAGCUCCAUUAUAUGGCGAUUGUGUUGUUACAGUACUGCUUGCUGAAGAGGACAAAGUUGAAGAUGAUGCUAUUUUUUACUUGAUAUUUUCUGGCUCUACCCUCUAUCACUGCACAAGUACCCGGAAAGUCAGUUCUGAUACAUUGGAGACAAUUGCUCCUGGUCAUGACUGCUGUGAGACAGUGAAGGUGUUGCUCUGUGCUUCCAAAGAGGGCCUUCCUGUGUUUGUAGUCGCUGAAGAAGACUUCCAUUUCGUCCAGGAUGAGGCCUAUGAUGCAGCUCAGUUCCUGGCAACCAGUGCUGGAAAUCAGCAGGCUCUGAACUUCACACGGUUCCUUGAUCGAUCGGGACCUCCUUCUAGAGAUGUGAACUCUCUCGAUGAGAAGGUUGCACUGGCAUUCAGACACCUGAAGCUGCCCGCAGAGUGGAACGUGUUAGGGACAGAUCACACUUUGCAUGAUGGUGGCCCUCGGGAAACCCUGAUGCAUUUUGCUGUGCGGCUUGGACUGCUGCGGUUGACAUGGUUCCUGUUACAGAAGCCAGGUGGCCGUGGGGCUCUCAGCAUCCACAACAAGGAAGGGGCAACGCCUGUGAGCCUGGCACUGGAGCGAGGUUACCACAAGCUUCACCAGCUUCUGACUGAGGAAAAUGCUGGUGAACCAGAUCCCUGGAGCAGCUUAUCCUAUGAAAUCCCUUAUGGCGACUGUUCAGUGAGGCACCAUCGAGAGUUGGACAUCUAUACAUUGACUUCUGAAUCUGAAUCACAUCGUGAACCCCAUGGAGACAGCUGUACUGGACAUAUUUCUAAACUUAUGAAUAUCCAACAGCAGCUAAUGAAAACAAACUUGAAGCAGAUGGACAAUCUCAUGCCCUUAAUGGUGACAGCACAAGAUUCAUCUUGUGUGCCCAGUGUACCAGAUGGCCAGUUCCUUCCCUGUGUACCAGAGCCUUCUGACUACCAGCAGCCUCCUUUUGAAGAAACUAAGAGCACUCUGUGCUGCCAAGGGAGUCCUGGGAGGAAGGCUGAGAGUCCCUGUGAUUUGUCAAGUGUGGUUGAGGAAGAAAAUGAUGUCUGUUCUCAUAAGAAAAAUAAAGCUGAGGGGAGAAAGAGGGAAGAGGCAGAGCCAGCGUCUGCUAUGGACUCCAGGUCUGCAACUCAUCAAGACAGCUGCCUUCAGAGCAUACCUGACUGUGGCGUGAAGGACAGAGAAGGCCUUCCAUCCUGUGGAAACAGAAACGAAGUAACUGGAACAAAACAUUCUGGAGUGGCCACAUGUCAGCAGCCGCUUAGUGUGCUGCAAGAUGCCAUGGUCACAGAACCAGGUGCAUGCCCGCACCCUUCUGCAAGGGAGCUACCAGACAACUCUUCAACAGAUAUUGGUGCCCCAGAAAAGGCAGGGGAACUGGAACGUAGCCUCCUUACCCCAGAUGCCACCACCCAAAACAAUAAGUCUCACGCAGGGGAAGGCACAAAGGAAAGACUUGAGUAUUCAGAUUUUAGCACAACCGAAGCGACUGCUGUUCAAGUUUUAAGUGAACCUACGGAGAAAGCUGAUAUUACAAGCCAUGUCUCUGCCACCAGUGCCAUGGGUGCUAACGCGCCUGCUGAGACUUCACCUGCAUUGAAUCCUGGAGAAAUCCCCACUGAAAACCCAGGAAUGGAAACUCAGGAGAGAGGCUCUGAGGGGGGAGCCACAAAUGACCAGAGCUCCCAGGUGCUUCCUGCUGCUGCUGCUACAGAAGACAAGGUUUUAGGGAGACUAGAACCUGAUACUCCCAUAGCAGGCCUUUGUAAGACAGCAUCACCUUUGGAUUUAACCAUGUCAGGCCCAAGUUCAGAUGGGAUGCCAAAACAAAACUCAGAGUCUAAUGCACGGCAUGCUCAGAGCCUAAAUAGCCAGGCCCUGCUCUGUUCUACAUCUGGGGCUGGCACGCCUUCUGCUGAGUCUGCAUGUCAGCAGAGCACAGUGACUUCUAGUGACGGGUUGGUAGUAGAACAUGGCAGUGGUAAAGCUAGCCUGCCUGAAAGCACAACAGUGCAGCCAAACACACAAGAUCUUUGCACCACCCUCUGCCCAGAAGGCCGACAAGCUGACACAGUCACUUCUGACACUGGGGAAAAUGCCCAGAAAUCUGUGGAGGUUUGUCAUCUCUGUGUUUUAGAUGCAAGGAAUCAAGGAAAUGAUUUAAAACAAGAUACACCUUUAACGAAUGUGCUUGAGGAUGUUCCACAUCUGCCUUCAGUUGUCCCUCAAACUGAGAAAGAACUAGUGCCAGACCAGGUAGUACCUCCGGGCAGCAGUUUCUCUCUGGCAAGCAGUCCGGAGAGUGAAUCAGUAACCAAAGAUGACGUACUUUCUCUUGUCCCCUCCCAGAAAGAAAAGGGAACAGUGACUCCUCAGCUCCAUAGAGCUACAGCUUGUCGAGAUGGCCCAGAUGAAAGAGAUUUGAAUGAUAUCAAUAAGGUAGGAGACGGGGCCACUGGUCCACCUACACCCUCUGCUGUAGAGCUUCAGACCAGCAUGGGGAAUACCAGCCCUGUAGGCAUUGGCGGAGAACAGGAGGGUCCCUGCCCGACAGCAACCCUUGAAGUGCCGAGUGACUCCUUACUACAAAGCGUGGAUAAAGCUGCUUUGGUUUCUGACUCUCUUCUGCCUGAAGAAGGUGACAGUGUAGUGGUUCCAGAAAGUUCCACAGCUCUGGGGCAAGAUGAUAAAGAUAAAGCAAUUCAGUAUUCUUCAGUUAAAGAAGACAUGCCUUCUUCAGAAAUGUCAAGGGAAGACCAGAGAACCCCACCACCUGGGCAGGAGAUACGAAGGUUAAGUGAAAAACAUAUGUCAGCCCUCUGUGCCGGGGAGAAAGCACUGCAGCAGAGUAACUCACCAGACACACCCUCUGACUGUCUGAAAACAGAAACUAAAGACAACAAGGAAGUGGCCCCACAGGUCUCCCCGCUGACUGAAGGUGGGGCUGUAAAGAGCCAGGUGCCACCAAGAACAAGUCUGUCUGCUGAUUCAAAGCAGAAAGCCUCAAGUACAGAGCAGAGCAGCUCUUCUCUGUUGCCAAGUCGGCUGCCAGGUGCGUCUGCGGCACUCCAUUGUGAUCAGCCUUCUGCUCUCAGUGUUGGUGUGGAGAGUACUCAGUUCCAAGGGGAAAACAGUGCUUCUGAGGUAAGCAGAAAUGCAAUGGAGGAUGUGACAGUGGCUGGUACUUUACCAUCUACUGCUGAGCCCAGUAGAAAGGAUCCAUCACACUGUGUCAAAGACAUCCCAGUUUCAGAGUUGUUAAACCAAGAGAAGAAAACGACUCCAAGUUUGCCAGAAGCUUUACUGAACAAAGGUGUCACUGACUUACAGGAAGUCAUAACCCCAGACAUAGAACCACUUGAUUGCCAGAGAGAGAGACUGGAGGGAACAGACCAUAGCUGUGCCACGAGUAACUCCAAAGAGACCCCAGACAAUGAAGAAGCAAUGCAACCUCUUGCCAGGGACCUCCCCACAGGCACAGGACUCUCAGCUAUCAAUGACAGUGUCCCCCAAGCUGACAUGAAGCAAGUGGCACAGGCCGCCAUCCCAGCAGAGGAAAGUAAUGCCACUACUGUACUCGGAAUGGUCUCAACCCAAGCUGCAGAUAUGCCUACCGGAGCAGACUCCAUAGAGGAGGCUGCCACGAGGAUAGUAGAGGCUGUCAUCAAGGCCUCCAGCACACUGAUGGCAAAAGUAGAAACCCAUAAUCCAUCACUGUCCCAUCCAGAGACCAAGCAGCUAGAGAAUGUUUGUAUAGAGAGUACAUGUGCUUUUCUUCCUGGGGAGACCCCACACAUGGAGAAUACUCACGAAGAAACCACCGGGCACUGUGGUGUUAAGACAGAGGAACCAGAGAAAAUUAUUCUACCUGCCGUCAGGCCUGAGCCAGCACCAGAAAUGCCAGACACCAAAACUGGAGACGAAGUGGAUCUUCUGAGUAAGAUUAGUGCUGCUUCUGAGGAGGAGGCUUUUGGAAAUGGAGCUGCCACGCCCAAGAUGAAGCAAGACCCAGGGACCCAGGCGAUCAACCGAGAAAGCUGGUGUGCCAUAGAGCCCUGCCCUGAAGCAGCAUCUCUCUUAGCUUCGAAACAGAGCUCAGAAUGCGGAAGCUUCCUAGAUGUUGGACUAGGCACCGAGUGUGCCUCAAAAGAAAGCGUGCUCCAGAGAGUGUCAGGGAGUGACUCUGACCUCUUUCAUUCGCCCAGUGAUGAAAUGGACAGCAUCAUCUUCUCAAAGCCUGAGGAGGAGCAGUUACUCUGUGAUACAACAGGAUCCAGUUCUUCCACAGAGGACACAGCUUCCCUGGAUCGACAUUCUUCUCACGGCAGUGAUGUGUCCCUUCCUCAGACUUCAAAGUUAAGCAGGUCCAGAACUCAUCAAGGUUCCAAUGGCUUUUUCAGCCAUGGUGUGGGACCUGAGAGUCGAGAGAGUGAGAGUGAGCCUGCUGGCUCUGGUGACAUGGACGAGGAGGAGAUGGACAGCAUCACUGAAGUGCCUGCAAAUUGCUCUUUUCUGAGGAGCUCCAUGAGGUCUCUUUCUCCUUUCCGGAGGCAUAGCUGGGGACCUGGGAAGAAUGCAGCCAGUGAUGCAGAAAUGAACCAACGGAGUUCAAUGCAAGCUCUUGGGCAUGUUGUCAGGAGACCUCCCAUUCAUAGGAGAAGUAUGAGCUGGUGUCCCUCUGGUGUGCAGUACUCGGCUGCCCUGAAUGCUGACUUUAAUAUCAGAAGUUUCAGUCUGGAAGGCUUGACAGGAGGAGGUGUUGGAAAUAAGCCAUCCUCAUCUCUAGAAUUGAGCUCUGCAAACUCCAGCGAGCUCAGAAACCCUUUCAGUGGUGAGGAACAGAGAAACUCUUUGAUGUCACUUUCAGAAGAACAUCUGGAGCCAGACCAGAGACAGCAUCAUAGGAUGUUUGAUCAGCAGACAUGUUACAGGUCUAAACAACAGGGAUUUAAUUACUGUACAUCAGCCAUUUCUUCUCCAUUGACAAAGUCCAUCUCAUUAAUGACAAUCAGUCAUCCUGGAUUGGACAAUUCACGGUCCUUCCACAGUACCAGUGCCAACCUAACCGAGAGUAUAACAGAAGAAAACUGUAAUUUCCUGCCUCCAAGCCCCUCAAAAAAGAAUUUUGAAGAAAAGAGUGGGACUAAGGUUAGUCGCACCUUCAGCUACAUCAAGAAUAAAAUGUCCAGCAGCAAGAAGAGCAAAGAAAAGGAAAAGGAGAAGGAUAAAAUUAAGGAGAAAGAGAAAGAAUCUAAAGAGAAGGAAAAAGAUAAAAAGUCUCUUAACGGGCACACUUUCAGCCCCAUUCCUAUUGUGGGUCCCAUCAGCUGCAGCCAGUGCAUGAAGCCUUUCACCAACAAGGACGCCUACACAUGUGCAAGUUGUGGUGCUUUUGUCCACAAAGGCUGCAGAGAAAGUCUAGCCUCCUGUGCAAAGGUCAAAAUGAAGCAGCCAAAAGGGAGCCUCCAGGCCCACGAUACAUCGUCGCUGCCCACGGUCAUCAUGAGAAAUAAGUCUUCACAGCCCAAGGAGCGCCCUAGGUCUGCAGUCCUCUUGGCUGAUGAGGCCACUGCUGCACCAAUGUUUACUAACAGACGGUCCCAGCAGAGUGUCUCCCUCUCUAAAAGUGUCUCCAUACAAAACAUCACUGGAGUUGGCAAUGAUGAGAACAUGUCAAACACCUGGAAGUUUCUGUCUCAUUCAACAGACUCACUGAAUAAAAUCUGCAAGGUCAAUGAGUCAACAGAAUCCCUUACUGAUGAGGGAGUAGGUACAGACAUGAAUGAAGGACAGCUGAUGGGAGAUUUUGAAAGUGACUCUAAACAGCUGGAAGCAGAGUCUUGGAGCCGGACAGUGGACAGCAAGUUCCUUAAACAGCAGAAGAAAGAUGUGGUCAAGCGGCAGGAAGUGAUUUACGAGUUGAUGCAGACAGAGUUACAUCACAUCCGAACACUCAAGAUCAUGAGUGACGUGUACAGCCGGGGCAUGAUGACAGAUCUGCUCUUUGAGCAGCAGAUGGUGGAAAAGCUGUUCCCCUGCUUGGAUGAACUGAUCAGUAUCCACAGCCAGUUCUUUCAGAGAAUCCUGGAGCGGAAGAAGGAGUCCCUGGUGGAUAAAAGUGAAAAGAACUUUCUCAUCAAGAGGAUAGGGGAUGUGCUUGUCAGUCAGUUCUCGGGUGAGAAUGCAGAGCGCUUAAAGAAGACAUACGGCAAGUUCUGUGGACAGCACAACCAGUCUGUCAACUACUUCAAAGACCUCUACACCAAGGAUAAGCGUUUCCAAGCCUUUGUGAAGAAGAAGAUGAGCAGUUCAGUAGUAAGAAGGCUGGGAAUUCCAGAGUGCAUAUUGCUUGUAACUCAGAGGAUCACCAAGUACCCAGUUUUAUUCCAAAGGAUACUGCAAUGUACCAAAGACAAUGAAGUAGAGCAGGAAGACCUCACUCAGUCCUUGAGCCUGGUGAAGGAUGUGAUUGGAGCCGUGGACAGCAAAGUGGCAAGUUACGAGAAGAAAGUGCGUCUCAGUGAGAUUUACACAAAGACAGAUAGCAAGUCGAUCAUGAGAAUGAAGAGUGGGCAGAUGUUCGCCAAGGAGGACCUGAGACGGAAGAAGCUGGUGCGCGACGGGAGUGUGUUUCUGAAGAGCACAACAGGAAGGCUGAAAGAGGUUCAAGCAGUUCUACUCACUGACAUUUUAGUUUUCCUUCAAGAAAAAGACCAGAAAUAUGUGUUUGCAUCAUUGGACCAUAAGUCAACAGUGAUCUCCUUAAAGAAGCUGAUUGUAAGGGAAGUGGCCCAUGAGGAGAAAGGCCUGUUCCUCAUCAGUAUGGGGGUGAAAGAUCCAGAGAUGGUGGAGGUCCAUGCAAGCUCCAGAGAGGAGAGGAAUAGCUGGAUUCAAAUCAUUCAGGAUACAAUCAACUCCCUGAAUAGAGAUGAAGAUGAAGGGAUUCCCAGUGAGAAUGAAGAAGAAAAGAAAUUGUUGGAUACCAAAGCCCGGGAGUUAAAAGAACAGCUUCAGCAGAAGGACCAGCAGAUCCUCCUCUUACUAGAAGAGAAGGAGAUGAUUUUCCGUGACAUGACUGAGUGCAGCACCCCCUUGCCCGAGGAUUGCUCCCCAACGCACAGCCCGAGAGUGCUCUUCCGCUCCAACACAGAGGAAGCUCUCAAAGGAGGACCGCUGAUGAAAAGUGCAAUAAGUGAAGUGGAAAUCCUUCAGGGUUUGGUGAGUGGAAGCCUUGGCGGUACACUUGGACAGUCCAUCAGCAGCCCUGUUGAGCAGGAAGUCAUGGCUGGGCCCAUUUCUUUGCCCCGGAGAGCAGAAACCUUUGGAGGAUUUGACUGUCAUCAGAUGAAUGCUUCCAAAGGAGGUGAGAAAGAAGAAGGUGAUGAUGGCCAAGAUCUUAGGAGAACAGAAUCGGAUAGUGGCCUGAAAAAGGGUGGAAAUGCUAACCUGGUAUUUAUGCUUAAAAGAAACAGUGAGCAGGUUGUCCAGAGCAUUGUUCACCUCCACGAACUCCUUAGCAUGCUACAGGGUGUCGUGCUACAACAAGACAGCUACAUUGAGGACCAGAAGCUGGUGCUGACAGAGAAGGUACUCACAAGGAGUGCAUCCCGCCCCAGCUCUCUCAUUGAGCAGGAGAAGCAGCGGAGCCUGGAGAAGCAGCGCCAGGACCUGGCCAACCUGCAGAAGCAGCAGGCACAGCACCUGGAGGAAAAACGCCGACGGGAGCGUGAGUGGGAGGCCCGUGAGCAGGAGCUUCGAGACCGAGAGGCCAAGCUGGUCGAGCGGGAAGAGACAGUCCGCCGUAGGCAGCAGGACCUGGAGAGGGACCGCGAAGAGCUCCAGCAGAAGAAGGGCACUUACCAGUGUGAUCUGGAGAGGCUACGGGCUGCCCAGAAACAGCUGGAAAGAGAACAGGAACAGCUGAGGAGGGACACAGAACGGCUCAGCCAGAAGCAGAUGGAUCAGGACCUUUGCCAGGUUUCAAAUAAACAUGGCAGGCUGAUGCGGAUCCCAUCCUUCUUGCCCAAUCCGGAUGAGUUCACCUCGCCGUCUGCACCUUCUAUAACCAAAUCAGGCUCACUGGACUCUGAACUCUCAGUGUCUCCUAAAAGGAACAGCAUCUCUCGGACACAGAAAGAUAAGGGGCCUUUCCAUAUACUGAGCUCAGCCAGCCAGACAAAAGUUCCAGAGGGGCAGAGCCAGGCCCUGUCCAGCACCUCCACUUCCACCCGACUCUUUGGGUUAUCUAAGCCAAAGGAAAAGAAGGAGAAAAAAAAGAAGAGCAAAGGAAGCCGCGCUCAGCCUGGUGACGGCCUUGCUUCAGAAGUACCAGCAGAGGGUGGUGAGAUCUUCUGCUGAACCAUCCUCUACCGGGGCAGCCACUUUCCAACCCUGAGCUGACUGUGGAGCCGCCGGUGGAGACACCAGGGCAGCCCUGCUGCCCCUCAGCGUCCAGUCCUCCUGAGCUACCCCAGGUCCUGCACAAGAAGGAGCAGCACCUGUGUGGGGGUGGGGACAGACACUCAGACUCCACUUCAGCUGUGACCUGUGACUGCCCAGGGCUUGGGUGGGCCUGGCCUUACUCAGGGUACGACACUGAAAGUAGUGACCCUAGAAGUAGGUAAUAGUCUGAGACAUGUCGGGAUUCCCUAAAAGCCAAGGGGUUUUUUCCAAAUGAGGCCUGAAACUCUGCCUUGCAUUUUGGGGGAAUGCAACCAGAGUCAAGAAGCAGGUAGUGCAGACUUUGUGUACAGCUGUGUACACAGUGCUUCUCAAACAUCAGGAUAGCUUAGCCAAGAGCAAGCCUCUGCCUGGCCAGGUGGCGUGUGGGUAUUCAGUAUUUCACCCUGUGGUCCUUCGAGAUUGGGUCCCUUGAGAUGGCCCCUGUGCACACCCCACCCCUCUUUGUAUGUACCCCUCGUUUCAUUUUAGGAAGAACAACAAAUGUUUGUGAAACCAGCAAGCGGCCUGAUGUGUACCAAAAAGCAGGGUCUGCACUGUCUGUGUGUCCACACUCUAGGCUGAACUAGCUCACUUUAUAUUCAAAUCAGAAAGAGACAAACCGCCUGUCCUAGAUGCCUGUCUGCAUGCUCUGGGCACAGAGGAAGUAGAGAGGCCUCUUCACCACUGUCCCCAGUAUGACACUUUCUAGUUGUUACUGGUCCCUAUGGGAAAGCGUGCACCCGGUUAAUGCUCCCAGCCACCUGCCCUGGGGCUAGCCUGUAUCCUGGGGCUUCUCUGGGAUUACUGGCGAAAAGUAGGUUCCUAUGCAGGAGUUAAGUCUGUCUGGUGGUUUUGCCAAUACAGAGAGGGAGCUGGCCUUUAAGCACGGCUGUGUGCACGCCCCUCGUUCACACGUCCUCCUCACAUAGGGUUUUCAGAUGCAGUUUGCUUGGUUGCGCUCUUACCCUUGAAGCUGUCAAAUGCUGCCUGUCUCUUCUGGCCCUCUGUCUCCAUGAGUGCAUGCUUGAGGCCUUCCCCAGCUCGUGUGUGCAGGACAGUUCAUUGGUAAUGUACCCUCUAAGGCUCACAUACUCCCCAGGAGGGACUCAGCUGAGGCCUGUGCUUCACAUGUGGCCUUCAGUCCCUGGUCUUGCCCUCAGAAGCACGGGGCGGCUUUGAACAGUUGUGCAAAAACAAACCUGUAACUUGGUGCUUGUUGAUGACCUGCAAGCCGGUCUCGCAGGGACACAUAUUUAUCUUUCAGUUUACUUGAAAGAGUUCUGGUUUAAAUUUUUUAGCCUAAAUUUGUUUUAUUUAUUUUGUGUUUGUGUUUUGUUUUAUUUUAUUUUAUUUUGAAAGUGAACCAGUACUGGCCCCAAAGUUUAAACCAUCUUUUCAGUACAGAAAAUGAAGUGUCUGUCCAAGAGCGUGAAGGUCCUGAAGAAAACUGAGGUUGAAGUCCUCUUCUGUCCCAUUCCCAUUUUUUCAUAAGGGACAUUUGUUCUCUUUUGGAAGUUUUUAAAGUUGCUCCAUUGGCUACUUUUGCCUCUUUUUUGACAAGAUUGGUUUGGCUCUUUAAAGUCUGGGGUUUUUGUUUCGUCGGCUGGGUUUUUUGGUUUUUGGUUUGGUUUGGUUUUGUUUUUUCCCCACUAAAGCUAUGAUGUACUUCCCUCGAGAACCCUAAGAGCAAGAAGCUAGCGGCUUCCUUCUCCACGUCCAGCUUUGGCUUCUCUGGCUGUCGCAGCAGAACCUGCCAUGCCUCAGAUCCACCACAGUGUUUGGAUGGCUGUUCUUUGGCCUCCGCCUCUGAACGCCCCCUCAGGGAGACUGUACCCUUCCACAGUGAAGCACUUCAGUUUGAGGGGAGGAGCCUGACUCCCACCUGGACUUGACAGAAAAUCAGACAGAGCCCUUGCCCUCUUCCCUGUGCAGAGGGUCGGCCAGUGACCAUCUCCAGGAUCACUGGCACAUUCAGUGAGCCACUGUCCACCCCGGGAAGCUUCAUCCCUGACCCCGUGCCCUCUGACCCGACCAGCUAUGUUGUGUUUGGCUUGUUUUGGUUGUUUUUAAAAAACAAUUUCACUUCUACCCACAUUCCCCAAAACAAUGGUCAGUGACAGUUGGGAGAAGUUAAAAUCAAAAGUACCCCCUCUGCAUGUCCCUAAGCUGCCCAACUUCCUCCAGGAAGAGAACCUUUUGCCAAGAACUGUUUGACCUGCCUGCACAACCUGGUCCCCUCAGACGUCUGUCACGCUUGGGGAAUUGCUGCUUGAGCUCUGGCGUAGGACCCUGAAGAUGGCGGUGGCUGCGUGAGCAGCCGUCUGUGGGUUCUCUUCUGUGAGAAGGGUGGUUUUCUGGGGACCAGGAUUGUGUCCUGUCCUGUUCCCCAUACUGAGAAAUCAUGAUUUUUUAUAUCAAGCUAAAGAAAUCAUUGCUUUGGGGGACAGGUGGAAAUUGACCCCAGCCUUGUGGAAUCUAGUGAACUUUCUGGAAGAUUGUAUCUUCUCUCAAAGAUUAUAAUCAUCUCAGUAGCUGUCAUCCCAUCUGGAUGACAUGUGCACUUUAAAUGACCUCUCAUGAGCUGGCUUCAUCUUUGAGACAAUCAAAUCUGUUAACUGUUUUCUUAGAAGAUGGAGAGGGUUAAAAUAAAGACUUGCCAGCACGCCCCCCACCUCCCCGCUCUCCUGGAAGUCACCUGCAGGGAAGCAGCCCUCGCCAUGAUUGAUUUUUGUUGUUGUUGUUGUUGUUUCAAAAGGUACGAACUGAGUCUUUGAGGGCUACACCACUAGCACUGCCCAUUGCUAGUCCUGCCCACCCCCACACUGGUUCUUCACAGCCUCCCUCAGCAGUAGCAAGCACAGAUGUGUUGAACCCUUCAGGGUAACAUUAGUACGCACAGGCUUAGUAAAGGACACAACCUAGGCCCAUAGGCCAGAGCUUGCCCAGAGUCCUCGCCGGACAAGUUUGCAAUGUCUCUUUCUAUCCCUGAGGCUCUUGUGAGCUCACCCACUGUUCUUGCCAAGGCUCUUGGUAUUUCAUCGGACUUAAGUUGCCUUUGACAUGUACCCAGAAGACAGUCCUGGAGUGUGGGCUUCCUUGCCUGGACCCCUGCGAAUGGGUGCCUUUACAAACACACACACACACACACACACACACACACACACACACACACUCUUUUUUGUUUUUCAAGACAGGGUUUCUCUGUUUAGCCCUGGCUGUCCUGGAACUCACUCUGUAGACCAGGCUGGCCUCGAACUCAGAAAUCCGCCUGCCUCUCACUCUCUCUCACACACACACAUACACCAGCCUUCCCUGCAGAGACCAAGGGCAUGAUAUAUUUGGGUUCAGCUCCUUGUUUUCUUUCAUGUAGCAUAACAUUCCUAGUUAACUAGACUUUGGAGUCUGCUGCCUGCUGGCCAGGUGGAGAAAUGCAAAGUAUUCUAAUGCUGCCAUAAGGGGGAUUGGUGACAGGGGCUUUUCCUGCACUCAGCAAGAUUUAAUGUGUCAGAUGAUCAACAAGUCCUGAGUUACUUCUCCAUCUCAACUAAUCCGUAAAGUGGGUGGCCCCCACCACUGCAAGUGUGCCCUGCGGAGAAACCAGGCAGGUGCCGCUGCCACAGACCCCAGAGGGCCUCUGCAGGAAGCACAGAACCUAUGCCUUAGAACCCUCCUAGCCUCAGCUGCCCUGCCUUGGUUGCCACCUGCUGGGAUUGGCUUGUCUCAGGUUUCCUCCUGAGGCCUGGGCUCUACUGAAGGUGGGCAGGAUACACCUAUACCUCUGUUCUUGUUAAGUUGUCUCCAAUUGCUGUAUGAACAUUUCUGUACUAAGCCCUAUUAAGUAAAAAGUUGGGUUAAACCCAAGCGCUGUAUAGUAAUUUGUAAUUAUGUAUAAAGUGAAGCAGUUUUGAACUGUAAAGAUUUUCAGUGUGUUUUCUGGAAAUUUGCCACAACAUACUGGCUUUGUAUUUUAUUUAUCAUCCUUUGUAGUUAUUGGCUUCAGACUCUUGUAAAGCCCCCCUCAGACCUUUCAAAAAUAAUAAACGUCCUUUGAAAUCUUCA
Molecule: messenger RNA, 12764 nt
Organism: Mastomys coucha (southern multimammate mouse)
Lineage: Eukaryota; Metazoa; Chordata; Mammalia; Rodentia; Muridae
Gene: Akap13
Product: A-kinase anchoring protein 13
Exons: 38
Coding region: 219-8621 (2800 amino acids)
Biological process (GO): positive regulation of canonical NF-kappaB signal transduction; regulation of Rho protein signal transduction; adrenergic receptor signaling pathway
Cellular component (GO): actin cytoskeleton; membrane
Molecular function (GO): MAP kinase scaffold activity; guanyl-nucleotide exchange factor activity
Source: RefSeq, a predicted model, not a curated record